GUCAGAGAUCAAAAGAAAUGAGUUUUCUUGCAGGAAGAUUAGCGAGCACAGAGGGUGCCUAUUUCUUGCAAGAAUCCAAACAAGCUGUGACCAAAAUCAUAGAGAAAACCAAGCCAAAACUUCCUUCAAAUUCCAUCCAAAAUGAACCAUCAUCAUCAGCUGAUGUUCUUCCUGAGGUUUUGAAGCAUUCUUUGCCUCCGAAGAUCUUUCAAUCUUCAUCAACACCAAAUUCAUCAUCUUUUUCAUCACCUUCCAAAUGGGUUCUUCAAACUGACCCCAAAAGACCCACUUCUGCAUCUUCUGAUGCUAUUAAUCCUCUCAGGGCCUAUGUUUCUCUUCCCCAAGUCACUUUUGGUCCCAAAAGGUGGCAGUUACCCACUGCAGAGAACGCAGUUUUAGCUUCUACUGCGAAUGAGUUACGGCGUGACAAGUACACACCUGUUAAUCCUGAGAAGUUGAAGGCUGCUGCUGCAGGGCUAUCGCAGAUUGGAAAAGCAUUUAUGGCUGCUACUGCUAUCGUAUUUGGUGGUGCCAUCUUGACAUUUGAGCUGGCAACCUCUAAGCUUCAGCUGCACACUAGUGAUGACAUUCGAACUAAAGGCCAGAAUUUUAUACAGCCAAAAUUCGAAAUGGUCAGGGAGCAAUUUUCUCCCAUAAGAACUUGGGCUGAAGAUACCUCAAAGAGAUGGCAUCUGGAAAAGGAUGAAGCAUUCAAAGAGAAUCCUCUACUGAAGGAGCUUUCUAAAACUUUCAGUUCUAAAGCCAAGUGAUUCUUUCUACUUUGUCUGUUGUUUAAUUAUGUGCAGUAGUCCAUGCAAGUAGAAUUUUGUGAUCUGGAAUUUGGUUAUUGUCAUGAUCAUUUCAGCCUCAAUGCCUAGACCCCUGAAUCCAAUGCUCUUCAAUCUAGUCAUUAUUCUGUUGUAGAUUAUACGUUGAAGUUUUAGAAAAAAAUUGAGAUUGGACUGCUUUGGAAAUUAGAAAACAAAGACUUUGGAGGAGGACAA
Messenger RNA from Coffea eugenioides, 1004 nucleotides. RefSeq lists its product as uncharacterized. The transcript is spliced from 5 exons. Bases 18 to 770 code for a protein of 250 amino acids. The record is from RefSeq and is a predicted model, not a curated record. NCBI's taxonomy places the organism in Eukaryota, Viridiplantae, Streptophyta, Magnoliopsida, Gentianales, Rubiaceae.